This is a messenger RNA of Syzygium oleosum, 4060 nucleotides long. RefSeq names its product sodium/calcium exchanger NCL2-like. Gene Ontology annotation, cellular component: membrane. Gene Ontology annotation, biological process: calcium ion transmembrane transport; intracellular calcium ion homeostasis. Bases 956 to 3124 code for a protein of 722 amino acids. Gene Ontology annotation, molecular function: calcium:proton antiporter activity; calcium ion binding. NCBI's taxonomy places the organism in Eukaryota, Viridiplantae, Streptophyta, Magnoliopsida, Myrtales, Myrtaceae. The record is from RefSeq and is a predicted model, not a curated record. The transcript is spliced from 9 exons.
UUCGAGAACAGGUCGAAUUAAUAAAUACACAAAACCCAUAAUUGGGAAGACUUCAUCUUCAGGUACUAUUAUUGAUUUUUAUGUCGAAGCUUGACUCGCAAAAUAAAUCGAGCCACUCAAGCUCGAUGCGAUUCUGCUCGAUUCCUUUUUCUUUAGGAGCUGGACCGGAUUUUUCUUUGGGGGGUUGAAGAUAGACUGGAUUGAAUGACAUUCUUGAAUAGUAGAUACCAUGAAAGCGGUAUGUCCCGCCAAUAUGCGAUAGGGUCCACCAAUUUGUCCUAUAAAACUCCGGUCUACAGCUCUUAUCGCAGCUUUUGGGAAAGUCGUUCCAAUCCAUAAUAAGGCGUGUCAAAGGUGAACUCCUCCUAUUCAGCAUCUCAACCAAAAAGGAGGUUAACCCAAUCGUUGCUUUGUGAGGCAGUCAUCAAUAAGGACUGGGUCUUUGGUCUCUGACAUGUCUUAACAUCAUCUGUAUGGGCAAUAGUGAUCUUUCGCCCAGAUUGAGAUCGUUCCAUUAAAGAUCUGUUUAUGCACCAGUGUAUGUGUUGUCAGUAAACUAUUGAUCUAGAGGACGACGAAGUACGUAAAGGGAAAGAAAAAAAAAAUGAAGAAAACAUGGAUCAACCUGAAACAUGCACGGUCAGACAGCUAAUUGUCCGACAAACCAACCUAAUUUUCAUUAGUCUAGUAAUGCAAGGAACUCUUUCCUUAAUUUAAUAGAUGUCUUUAGCCAAUUGCAACAUGGCGGCAUCAAAUCCAUUUUAAAAUGUCAGUAUCUUGACUAGAUUAGUAAUAUACCCAUUAGUCUUGCGUGACUGUUAACUGAACUGUAGUUUGAAGAUUUUCUUUUGGCCAAGCUAUUUCAAGAUUGCAACAGACCGAUCUGAUCUUCCCCUCCUCAAGUAUUGAACUCUUCUUUUCAAUUCAUCAACACAGCAUAUGCAUUACUCUGCAUAUGAUGUGCAUCCGGAGCAUCUUCACUCUUGUUGCAAUUCUUAUAGUAAUCUCGACAAUCGAUGGCCGGUCUCUGCUGGGUGAUUCUUCGCGGCUAAUUUCAGAUGGCGUUGAUCGUGGCCAUGAUCAGCAUAAUGAACCAUCUCAAUUGCUUCUUCUCAAAGGAACAGCGGGUGUUUGGGACGAUGAGGUUGAAGUUUGUGAGCAGAUGUAUGGAUUCUUGCCAUGCUCGUACAGCACAGCAGGUCACCUGUUCUUGAUAUUGGUUUAUGAGUAUCUGCUGUUUCACGGGGAGUCCUACGUUGCUUCCGGGAGCGAGCAGAUAUUUAAGAUGCUCGGUCCUGGAAUAUUUGGUGCCAGUGCAUUCCAUGUCCUUGGUGCUCUACCAGAGUCCUUAAUACUUCUAGCAUCCGGACUUCUAAACAGCGAAGAGGUGGCACAGGAAUAUGUCGUGACCGGUGUUGGCUUGCUGGCCGGAUCCUCGAUCCUGCUUCUGACAUUGUUAUGGGGAACUUGCGUCCUCCUUGGUAGCAGAGAGUUCUGUGAUGGAAUGGAGCGCAACACUUCAAAUUCAAGCAAAAUUUCGUGGAAGAAGUUCUUGUCUUCCUUGAAAGGCUCCAGUAUCAUCACUGAUUUGGAGACUAGCUACACUGCCAGGAUAAUGGUAUUCUCAGCAAUACCAUUCAUCAUGAUACAAAUCCCAGAAAUUUUCUCGAUAUAUUCGGCUCAACGCAUUGUGAUCCUGUGUGCUCUUGCUGUUUCAGUUGGGUUGCUGCUCUUAUACUUCUUCUAUCAGAUAUUUCAGCCGUGGAUUCAAAAGAGAAGACUCGAGUAUGUGAAACAUGGGCACCUUAUACUUCAAAUCAUACGACAUCUUGAACGAAAUGCAUCAGAAAGACUUCUCACAGAGGAUGGAGUGCCAAAAUUCCAUGCUAUAAGGAGGCUAUUUGAAGAAAUCGAUCAAGAUGGGGACGAUGCUAUAUCGCCAUCUGAAUUAAAAGAGCUGUUGCUAGAAAUCAAGUUCAAACACGUGCACGUGGACAAAGAUAAAGCGGUAGAUGAAGUUAUAAAGGAAUUUGACAUUGACAGUGACCAAAGGAUAAGCAAAGACGAAUUCGUCGCUGGAUUCACAAAAUGGCUCGAGGAGGCAAAGGUUGCGGUUGACAAGGAACCUUACUCGAAAAAAUCUUUUAAGGACUGGUAUCAGCUCUUUCAACCUUUCAUUCAGAAGAAAAAGGAAGAGCGCAAACUGAAAAAGCAAAGAGUCGCAGAAAUUCUUGGGCAUGUACAGACCAAGUCCAUUGAAACCCUAUUCACAGAAAAUGGCACACCUGAUCUACCUGCUAUUAGAAGAUUAUUCGAACAGAUUGAUCGCGAUGGAGACAAUACCAUAUCACAAUCUGAGCUGAAGGAACUAAUAAUGGGCGUCAAGUUUGGUGACAUACCUUUUGACGUGGACGAAGUAGUUUUAAAGGUCAUCAAUGUUUUUGACAGAAGCGGAGACGGCCAGAUAACUGAGGAGGAAUUCGUUACCAGAUUGGCGAAUUUGCUCGACCCUUCAGUUGAAGGCAAUAAGAACCAAGCGCCUAAGUUAAACACCAGUCGAGAUGAUUUCUACCAAGAAACUUGGGAAGAAACUGACAAGUUGGUGGAUGAGGAAAAGGGAAAAGGCGAUGAAGAGAAGUCGUGGUGGAUUUGGGUCAAAUCUUUAUCAUUGUUGUUGCUCGGAGUUAUCAUAUUAUCGGUCCUUGCAGAACCUCUCAUUUCCAGUGUGCAGAGUUUUUCAAAAGCAGCAGGUGUACCGUCUUUCUUCAUCUCAUUCAUAUUGGUUCCUCUGGCCACAAAUGCAAGAGGAGCUAUUGCAGCAAUCAAAGCCGCAAGAAAUAAGAAGGCGCGAACCACUUCUCUAACAUUUUCCGAGAUCUAUGGAGAGGUGUUCAUGAGCAACAUACUCGGCUUCUGCGUCCUCUUGUCGCUGAUAUACGCUCGCGACUUGACAUGGGAAUUCUCUGCUGAAGUUCUUGUGGUGCUAAUCGUGUGUUGUGUGGUGGGUCUGACUGCAAGUUUCAGGUCAACCUUCCCAGUUUGGACAUCAAUCUUGGCUUACUUGUUGUACCCUCUGUCUCUUCUCUUGGUCUAUAUUCUUGAUGAUGUCCUGAAUUAUUCCUAGGAGGACUGUACACAUACCGCUUGAGAAUUUUAUGUUGCCGAUUUUGGUUAAAUUAGCUUAUUCCAUAUUGAUCAUUGAAGUUGUAAUUAUAUGUUUGGAGUCCGUAAUUGUGCCCGGAUGGUCCAUUGGACACUUAAGUUAGAACGAGAUAACUGUGGAAAGCCAAAAUAAUGAGAGGAUUUUCUCAAGGCAUCUUUACUUAGCGAGUUGCUGGUCUUGCUCUUUAUCUUAUAGGCACUCGACCUCGUAAUAUUUGAUGUAGUGCAGGAAUCGGAACUUCUCAACCUAUCGGAGGUCGGCUCGCCCACUCUUGACAGCUGCCAAUGUCCUUGGUCGCCGGCCGACUUCCUGGUCGCCGACAUUUUUCGUGGGCUGGCGGGUGCCUUCAUAAGCUAAUGGAUCAAAUUUGGGCUCUUUCCAAGUAAUAGGCUUCACCUUUGUGGGCUUCCGGUAGUUUAUUGGUCCUGGGCUUUUGUCUUGGGCCUGGCUGAUAGAAGCCCAAUAGAAAUAUCGAAGAUUUACGUGGCCACCAUCAGGGACGCACGAUGGUGGAUUAUGGAAAGACCAUUCGACGGUCGUCAUCAAAUGCUAGUCUCUAUCUAAUGGACUUCAGACAAUUAGAGGGCAUAUACAUAUCUAGACUCGAGUCGACAUGGACUCGCAGAUGUUUGUUAUGUAAGUCCAUGCGAGCCCCAUGCAACUCAAUGGCCGGGAUUGAACCCGAUCUAUCUAGACUCUAUCAUGUCUUUUAUUGAUUCUCGAGCUCAUGCUGAUUUUCGUUUCUUUGUUAUCAUCUACGCGAUAGAGUCCAUGGUUAGCAAGCAGUUUUACCUAAAUAAAAGGUAAAAAUGUAUCUCAUGGACCAAGUGAUUAGUAAGAUGUGGGUCAAUUGACCGGCAUGUGGUGAUAAUGAAUGAUUCUGUUACAAUGUUUUGA